Fusarium fujikuroi IMI 58289 is the source of this 615-nucleotide messenger RNA. RefSeq lists its product as uncharacterized. NCBI's taxonomy places the organism in Eukaryota, Fungi, Ascomycota, Sordariomycetes, Hypocreales, Nectriaceae. The transcript has 2 exons. Bases 1 to 615 code for a protein of 204 amino acids. The record is from RefSeq and is a predicted model, not a curated record.
AUGGCCACGACAAUUUCAAUUGAGUCACCAGUCGGGAUCGAAAUGAUCCUUUCGGCCCUUGCUCUCCUUGCCCUCACUUGGAUCACUUACAAGCUCCUGCAAAAUGGCAAAGCCGAGCCAGUCUCCCCUGUUUGUGACCCAUUCACCGACGAGCUCCCACCUCUUGGCCACAGAGCCUUCAAGGCGGCUGAGCUUAUUCCUCGCCGUGAGCAAGAGAAUAUGAAACAGCAGAUCGACGUCCUCGAACGACGCCGCCAGGCAGCUUUCACUCAAAUCGGAAAGAUCUACGCACGCCGCCUUCAGAUCGACAAAGCCCUCGAUAAGUUGGUCUACGACUUGAGCAGGGAGUUCGGUCCCGACGAUAUGGAACCGGUUUUUGGGAUGAAAAAAAAGAUUCGUGACCUAUCACGAGAGAUGGAGCAAUGUUAUGGCCAAGUUGAUGACCUAUGCCAUCAAAUGCAUCAGAUGAUGGUGAUGCGACUCAAUUUGCGUCGAAAGAUUGAUCGACUCGACUUGCAGAUGGAGUCCGCGAGACUGGCUGAGAUCAUGUAUCCCCAUAUAAUCCCGGCGGAGGCUCUGGGGGAUCAGGAACGGGAGAUCGAGAAGCGAAGAUGA